AUGCAAGUCAUAAACCAGACAACGGUUAAUGAGUUCCUUCUCCUUGGAUUUCAGAAUCUUUAUGGCUUCAAGAUAUUUUUUUUUUUUUUAGUCCUUGUUUCUUUCCUUGGGACAAUAUGUGGAAAUCUUCUGAUUAUCUGGCUGGUGGCAUCCGUCUGUAGUCUACAGUCUCCAAUGUAUUUCUUCUUAACACAACUGUCCUUUUCUGAUUUAAUUCUUACUGCAACUAUUGUACCCAACACACUUUAUAUUUUAUGGGAUGAAGGUGGAACUAUUUCUUUUUCAGGUUGCAUUUUUCAAUAUUACUUUUUUGCUUGUUCUGAGGUCUCUGAAUGUCUCCUUCUGUCCAUUAUGGCGUAUGACCGAUAUCUGGCCAUCUGUCACCCUCUGCGAUAUGUCACCUUAAUGAACAAUGUGCUUUGCAUUAAACUUGCUAUUGCAUCUUGGCUUUCAAGCUUUUCUAUUGUAUUGAUUGACACAAUAUCAAUAACUCAACUUCAGUUUUGUGGAUCAUAUAUUAUUGACCAUUUUUUCUGUGACUUUACUCCACUCUUAGAGCUAGCUUGCUCAGACACUUACUUUCUUGAGAUUGAACUUCCCAUAUUAUGUAUUCCUGUUGCUGUUUCCCCUCUGAUAAUUAUUGUCCUAUCCUAUAUAAAUAUUGUCCAAGCUGUACUUAGGAUCUCCUCAAAUAGUGAGCGAGGGAAAGCCUUCUCUACCUGCAGCUCUCACCUGACUGUGGUUUCUAUAUUUUAUGGGACACUAAUUGGAAGUUACAUGAUACCCUCCAAAGGAAAAUCAUUGGCUGUCAGCAAAGUGAUAUCCUUGUUGUACACUGUAGUGACUCCUAUGAUUAAUCCAAUUAUAUACAGUCUUAGGAAUAAAGACAUCAAAGACGCCGUGAGAAAAAAAAUCUUAAAAAUGAUGAACCAUUUUUAAAAUAGGAUCUGUAUCAUAGAGCACCGCCAUUAUGGAAUAACCUCACAGAUCCUACAGA
Pelobates fuscus (common spadefoot toad) is the source of this 997-nucleotide messenger RNA. RefSeq names its product olfactory receptor 11L1-like. Gene Ontology annotation, biological process: G protein-coupled receptor signaling pathway. Gene Ontology annotation, cellular component: membrane. Gene Ontology annotation, molecular function: olfactory receptor activity; G protein-coupled receptor activity. The transcript has a single exon. The coding region runs from base 1 to 939 and encodes 312 amino acids. The record is from RefSeq and is a predicted model, not a curated record. Lineage: Eukaryota; Metazoa; Chordata; Amphibia; Anura; Pelobatidae.